AUGGCUGCGGUGCCGUGGCUGCUCUUCUGGCUGCUCCUGCUCGCGCGGCUCUGUAGGGUGCUGGGUCAACCACACACCAGCACCGGCCGGCGCUUCUCCGAGUACAAACUCUGCGCCGACGACGAAUGCAGCAUGUUAAUGUACCGGGGUAAGGCUGUAGAAGAUUUCACAGGUCCAGACUGUCGUUUUGUGAGCUUUAAAAAAGGUGACCCUGUAUAUGUCUACUAUAAAUUGGCAGGGAGAUCACCUGAAGUUUGGGCUGGAAGUGUUGGACGUAUUUUUGGAUAUUUUCCAAAGGAUUUAAUCCAAGUAGUUCAUAAAUACACUAAAGUAGAACUGCAACUUCCAACAGAUGAGACAGAUUUUGUUUGUUUUGAUGGAGGAAGAGAUGAUUUUGAUAAUUAUGAUGUAGAAGAAAUUUUAGGAUAUUUGGAAUUGUACAAUUCUGAAAUUGCAGAUUCUGAGAAAGCUAUUGCAAGACCUUCUCAGCAUGUGGAAAAACCUGAAAUAUCUGAGGACAGUGACCCAGAAUCUGAACCAGAAGAAGCCAACUUAGAGGAAAGGGAAAGUUUGUUCUCGGAGGAUACUAAUGAUUCAGAGGAAAGAUUUGAGGUUCAGAAGAACCACCCUUAUGUAAAGAGUCAAACAAGAAAUGAUCAUGGAAAGCAUUCUUCAUUUGAACGUUUUGAGGAAAUGCUGCAAGAUAAACUAAAAGUGCCAGAGAGUGAAAACAUCAAAACCAGCAAUAGUUCUCAAGUCUCAGAUGAACAGGAGAAUAUUGAUGCUUAUAAACUUCUGAAAAAAGAAAUGACUCUGGACUUGAAAACCAAAUUUGGCUCAACUGCUGAUGCACUUGUUUCUGAUGAUGAGAGAACCAGACUUGUUACUUCAUUAGAAGAUGAUUUUGAUGAGGACUUGGAUGCUGAGUAUUAUCCAGGUGGGAAAGAGGAAGACGAAGAAAAUAAAGAAAACUUUGAUGAGCUCCUAUUACUAACCUUUACGGAUAGAGAAGAUAUGAAAACCCCAGUGAAAUCUAGAGUUGAGAAAUAUUCAACAGAUGAAGAGCAGAAUUCAGAUGAAGAGGAUACGGUUGAGGAAACUCAGUCCCCUGGCAUCAAGAGCGUUGAUAAAACUAUUCUAACCACCUUGGAGGAUACUGUCUUCUCUAUUUUAGUCACAGGAGGUGAAGAAAAAACAGGUAUCAUGGAUUUAGAGAGUUCUAAUUCAGAAGAAGAAAAGGAAGAUGAUGAUGUAUUAGUCCCAGAUAGCAAAUGGAGGGAAGCACAAUCAGCAGCAGAUUACAUUGACUCUAAAAAAGCAAAAGAUGAUCUUUUGAUUGAAAAAGUCCCGAGAACAAAUGAUGACAAAGACCCAGAAAUGGACACAGAACUUCACGUUAAAGGAAAAGGGAGGAACAUUUGGGAAUCCCCGAGCAGCCUGGUGCAAGAUGAGACAGAAUUAGAAGAUGAGAAGCAAAAAGGGGUAACUGCGCCUGGUUCUACUCAAAGCACUAAUCUUAAAUCUCUGCUAACUGCUGAAAUUGGUAAAAAAACACUAAAACCAGCCUUUGAUAACAAGGAAAAUGACCUAAAAGGAGCAGCUAUUCAUAUCUCAAAAGAAAUGCCACAUGAAGAAAAGCCUGGAGAGCAGAUUUUGGAAGGUGGUUCAGAGAGUGAAUCUGUCCCUAAAACUGUGGAGACUCAAAUGGACAAAAAAAAGAGGAACCAGGAAUCCAUGGGUAUUUCACCACUUUUAGGAGAUAAUCAGCAUAAUGUAUCCAGAGACAAUGUGGAGGACGUGGAUGUUUUGAUCAGUGGACCAGAACCAAGCAUACUUUCAGAGGAGUAUCAGGGUAAGGAAUUUAAAGAGGAACUAGUUCUUAAAACUCAAAAUCAACCUAGAUUCUCCUCUCCAGAUGAAAUUGGUUUGCCAAGAGAAGAGGAAGAUGAAGUUUCCAUUCCGGGAAGAAAUCUCUCCUGGCAACAAGAAAGAGAUGUGGCUGCUGCAGUUAAUAAGCAAAUGGAUGGGAAGAUAAGGCUUUCUGAGGAAGAGGUCAAGAAGGACUCCACAGAUAAAGAGUUUGUUCAUCACAAGGCAAUACAGGGUAUACAAGAACUAGAAAAAACAGGUCAAACUUACAGUGCAGAAGAACCAAGUUCCCCUAUGGAAAAGCCGGAAGUAGAAGAUGAAGAACUACUGGAGGAUGAAAAUGCUGUAAGUGCAAAGCAGUCUAAAGAAGAAAACACUGGGCUUCAGGACAGGAGGUUAGAUGUUAAUCUGCAAGUCCCUGAAAGAACUAUUUUAAGGGGUGAUAAUCCUGAUCCAGAAAUGGAAGAAAACAAAGAAGAAACUAGUAUGAUUUUGGAAAGAAAAAGUGAAACCAUGGCCGAAGGGGUAGACAUGAUAAACAGAGAACCAACUAAUAUGGUUGUGGAAAAAGAAGAAAGCCCUCUUGUGGAUCAGAGAACACGUGGACCAUCUGAAGUAAGUGAUCUUCCUGACCAGAAAAAAAUUCAGACUCCAGAGUUAGGUGUAAUGUUUCAGAAUAAAGAUUCUGAUUAUCGUGACGAAGCCCUGGACACCUCAGGGAUUACAGAGAAGCAUGGGGUAGAAGAACUCUCAAAAGAGGACCAUGAGGAUUUACAGAAAUUCAUGGAUACAGAAAGUCAGCAGUCCGCUUCUGAAGAACUUGAAGAUGACGUGUUCCACUGGACUCCAUCUACAACUGUGAAGCCAGAGCAUGGUGACAUUGUGAAGAACUUGCCUAUAAUAGGGAACUUCUUUAAAGAACAGCAAUCUUUGCAGCGGUUCCAGAAGUACUUUGAUGUCUAUGAGCUGGAAGCCAUGUUCCAAGAAAUGUCAUUAAGGUUGAAGUCAGCUCAGCAAGAGAGCCUGCCCUAUAAUGUGGAGAAAGUCUUAGAUAAGGUUUUUCGUGCUUCUGAGUCACAAAUUCUAAGUGUAGCAGAGAAAAUGCUUGAUACUUUUGUGACUGAAAAUAAAGACCUGGGAGUGAAGGAAAAUAACGUAUUUGAAGAGGCUGCAGUCCUGGAUGAUAUUCAAAACCUGAUCUAUUUUGUCAGGUACAAGCACUCCACAUUGGGAAAGAUUGUACCACUGGCAACAGCACAGCCUCCAGAUGAAGUCUGGGAUGCACCUAUAGAAGAGAUACAACUUCCUCAUGAGGAUAAUUUCCCACCGGAGAACACAGAAGAUCUUAAAAUGCAGGUUCCCGGCCACUUGGAUCAACCCAUGAUUAGCGACACAGGUUACUCUGAAGUAUCAGAGAAGCUGAAUACUGAGAAAGUCUUAGACCCAGGGAUCAUUCCAACAGAAGGUACUCCUGUUGAUGCAGAAGGGCAACCAGAAACAAAUGCUGAAGAGCCAACAAGUAUUACACCUUUCAAAAAUACAAUUCUUUCAGUAUGUUCAUUCAUGUUUUAUUUAACUACAAUGCUAGUUGCUACAUUGCCUGAUGAUGUUCGGCCUGGGCCUGAUUUUUAUGGCCUGCCAUGGAAGCCUGUACUUAUCACUGCCUUUUUGGGAAUCGUUUCAUUCACCAUCUUCUUCUGGAGAACUGUCCUUGUUGUAAAAAAUAGAGUUUAUCAAGUCACUGAACAGCAAAUUUCUGAGAAAAUGAAGAAUAUCAUGAAAGAAAAUGCAGAACUUGUACAAAAAUUGUCAAAUUAUGAACAGAAGAUCAAGGAAUCAAAGAAACAUGUUCAAGAAACCAAGAAACAAAAUGUAAUUCUCUCUGAUGAGGCAAUUAAAUUUAAGGAUAAAAUCAAGAGACUUGAAGAAACUAAUGAAAUUUUGGGUGACACUGCUAAAAAUCUGCGUGUUAUGUUAGAAUCAGAGAGAGAACAGAAUGCCAAGAAUCAGGACUUGAUACUGGAAAACAAGAAAUCUAUAGAGAAGUUAAAAGAUGUUAUUUCAGUAAAUGCCUCAGAAUUUUCAGAGGUUCAAAUUGCCCUUAAUGAAGCUAAACUUAGUGAAGAGAAGGUGAAGUCUGAAUGCCAUCGGGUUCAAGAAGAAAAUGGGAGGCUUAAGAAGAAGAAGGAGCAGUUGCAGCAGGAAAUCGAAGACUGGAGUAAAUCACAUGCUGAGCUCAGUGAGCAAAUCAAAUCAUUUCAGAAGUCUCAGAAAGAUUUGGAAGGAGCUUUUAUUCACAAAGAUGAUAAUAUUGAUGCAUUGACUAAUUGCAUUACACAGCUGAAUCGUUUAGAUUGUGAAUCUGAAUCUGAGGUUAAAAAUAAAGGAGGAAAUGGGUUGGAUGAAUUAGCAAAUGGAGAAGUGGGAGGUGACCGGAAUGAGAGGAUGAAAAAUCAAAUUAAACAGAUGAUGGAUGUGUCUCGGACAAAAACUGCAAUAGCAGUAGUUGAAGAAGAUCUAAAGCUAUUACAAGUGAAGCUGAGAGCUUCAAUGUCCACUAAAUGUAAUCUGGAAGAUGAGAUAAAGAAAUUAGAAGAUGAUCGCAGUUCACUGCAGUCUGCCAAAGCUGGCCUGGAAGAUGAUUGCAAAACCCUGAGGCAGAAAGUAGAGAUUCUGAAUGAACUCUAUCAGCAGAAAGAGAUGGCUCUGCAGAAGAAGUUGAGUCAAGAAGAGUAUGAGCGGCAAGAAAGAGAGCAGCGACUAUCAGCUGCAGAUGAAAAAGCGGUUUUGACUGCAGAGGAAGUAAAAACUUACAAGCGGAGAAUUGAAGAAAUGGAGGAUGAAUUACAGAAAACGGAGCUCUCAUUUAAAGAACAGAUUGCUACUCAUGAAAAGAAAGCUCAUGAGAACUGGCUCAGAGCUCGUGCUACAGAAAGAGCUAUAGCUGAAGAGAAAAGGGAAGCUGCUAACUUGAGACAGAAAUUACUGGAAGUAACCCAAAAGAUGGCAAUGCUGCAAGAAGAACCUGUGAUUGUAAAGCCAAUGCCAGGAAGACCUAAUGCACAAAACCCACCACGGAGAGGUCCUCUGAGCCAGAAUGGCUCUUUUGGCCCAUCCCCUGUGAGCGGUGGAGAAUGCUCCCCUCCGCUCACAGUGGACCCACCUGGGAGACCUCUCUCUGCUACUCUUAAUCGAAGAGAGAUGCCUAGAGGUGAAUUUGGUUCAGUUGAUGGGCCUCUAACUCGUCCUCGAUGGUCAUCUGACGCAUUUGGGAAACCUUCCACCUCUGAUCCGGGAUCUGGUGGGGCAGCUCCUGUGGUGAGUAGCUCAAGAAGCUCUUCCCCUGCUAAGGUGAUGGAUGAGGGCAAGGUUAAUACAGCUGCAAAGGGGCCCUCUCCUUUCCCAGGAGUUCCCCGCAUGAGCUCUCCUGUGGGAGGCCCUCUACCACCACCCAUUCGAUAUGGACCACCUCCUCAACUCUGUGGGCCUUUUGGGCCUCGGCCACUUCCUCCACCAUUUGGUCCCGGUUUGCGUCCACCACUAGGCUUAAGAGAAUAUGCACCAGGCAUGCCCCCUGGAAAAUGGGACCUGCCUCUUGAUCCUCGAGAAUUUUUACCAGGACACACUUCUUUUAAACCUUUAGGCUCUCUUGGCCCAAGAGAGUACUUUAUUCCUGGUACCCAAUUACCACCCCCAACCCAUGGUCACCAGGACUAUCCGCCUUCACCUGCUGCAAGAGACUUACUGCCUUCAGGCUCUAGAGAUGAGCCCCCACCUACUCCUCAGAGCAGUAGCCAGGACCCUUCACAGGCUUUAAAACAGAGCCCUUAAUGACCUCUGGCAUUUAGUCUGAGACAAAGAGUGGACUGUGCACUAUUCAUUAAAGGAUUUCACUGGCUUCAAAAUCCAAAAGUUUAUUUUAAAAGGUUUGUUUUUAGAACUAAGCUGCGCUGGCAGUAUGCAUUUUUGAGCCAAACAAUUCAAAAUUAUAAUUUUUCUCCCUACAUCAAGACUGCCUCUUAAACUAGAGCCUCCUUAUGACUUUGAAAUGUGCAAUAAAGAAUACCUGUGUUCUAGUUAAUGUAGCAUAUGUAAUUAAUAAGUGAUUUAGAAUGUCAUGAAAAAUAUGAACAUUUCCUGUGGAAAUGCUUUAAGAGCAUGUAUUUCCAUUUAUUACCGUGUUUUUAGUGUAUACCAGUUGAUUAUACAGCAACGGUAUUUACAAGCUUGAUUUUUUAGAAGUAUCUGGUCAUACUGUUACGCUAAAAAUGUUUACUAAAAAAUCACUAUAAUUCCCCUCUUGUAGUUCUUUGUAGUAAUAGUAAUAGUUCAUAAAAAUGUGUUUAUUAAUAUUU
This is a messenger RNA of Choloepus didactylus (southern two-toed sloth), 6224 nucleotides long. RefSeq names its product MIA SH3 domain ER export factor 3 (gene MIA3). The record is from RefSeq and is a predicted model, not a curated record. The coding region runs from base 1 to 5700 and encodes 1899 amino acids. Gene Ontology annotation, cellular component: endoplasmic reticulum membrane; endoplasmic reticulum exit site. The transcript has 28 exons. NCBI's taxonomy places the organism in Eukaryota, Metazoa, Chordata, Mammalia, Pilosa, Megalonychidae. Gene Ontology annotation, molecular function: protein binding. Gene Ontology annotation, biological process: protein secretion; vesicle cargo loading; endoplasmic reticulum to Golgi vesicle-mediated transport.